UUCGAGCCGGUUAAACCAAUGGGGUUGAAUGUUGUUGAGACCCCCGACAAGAUUAUUUCAUCUGCCCGGUUUUAUCUUUCAACCAAAUUGUAGUAACAUUCGUUGUUGUUAUUAAAUCUAAAAUUAAUAAUAAGCAAGAGGAGAAAAGAAGAUCGAAUUCUCCGGGGUGACGAGAGGCCCCUGCGGAGUCUGGCUUUCUCUCGUCACGGUCACUCGGUUCCAGGGAAGGGGACGUGUGUCGGUGUGAGAUCAGCCCAGGCUAACCACCAGCCUGAUCUUUACAAUUCACAAUGAAAGUCUCUCCACUCCUGAGCCACAGGCUAUUCAACUACCCAAUUGUUUGGAUCCUUCUCUACUCUAUUGUUUCUCUACCAUUUCUGGAGUCUGUUGCCACAAAACAGGACUCCUGCCAGAUUUGUCGUCAUAUCACCGAGAACUUCAGAAAGGGAAUGGACAAAACUGCAAACAAGAAUUUUGGUGGUGGAAACACUGAUUGGGAAAAGAAAAAUUUGGCAAAGUAUGAAAGCAGUGAAACUCGUCUACUGGAGAUCAUAGAACUGCUAUGUGAAAGCAUGAAUUUUGAUUGUAAUCAGAUGGUAGAACAAAAUGAAGAGCAUAUUGAAAAUUGGUGGUUCAAAAAGCAAGUGGAGUACCCAGAUCUAUUCCAAUGGCUCUGUCUAGAAACCAUCCAAGUCUGUUGUCCUCCUGGGACUUUUGGACCUGACUGCUCCUCGUGCGUAGGUGGAUCCACAAAACCAUGCAGUGGAUAUGGUCAGUGCGAUGGCGAUGGAACUCGCUCUGGAACUGGGAUAUGUAAUUGUGAUCCAGGCUAUGCAGGACCUAUCUGUAUGGAGUGUGCUGAUGGAUACUAUGAAGAGUCAAGGAAUGAAACCCAGCUGGUAUGUCAAGAAUGCUACAAGUCUUGCAAGAAAUGCACAGGUCCUGAGGACUAUAAAUGUCAAGAGUGUAAAGUUGGCUGGUUCCUGCACGAUGACAAGUGCAUUGAUAUUGAUGAGUGCGACACUGAUUUGGCAAACUGCAAACCUGGCCAGUACUGUGCGAACACGGAUGGCUCCUACGAGUGUAAAGCUUGUGAUAAGGCAUGUUUCACCUGUAUGGGAGCUGGACCUAGCAGAUGUAAAAAAUGUAACAAAGGUUAUCAGAUGGAUGGUACAAAGUGUCUCGAUAUCGAUGAGUGUAACAGCGAGAAACAAAGCUGUAAUGGUGAACACGAGGAAUGCAGAAAUACGGAGGGCAGCUACAUGUGUGCUUGCGUUGAUGGGUUCUCCAAACAGGAUGGGGUUUGUGUUGAGGACCAGGUGACUCCUGUUCCUGAGGAAGGUCUGUUUGACAAUGUCACUGAGGAUGAGAUGGUGGUCUUACAGCAGAUGUUCUUUGGCGUCAUCAUUUGUGCACUGGCAACACUAGCUGCAAAGGGAGAUAUGGUUUUCACCUCCAUCUUCAUUGGGGCCAUUGCAGCAACGGCAGGCUACUGGCUGUCAGAGAAAUCAGAUCGUCUUGUGGAUGGAUUUCUUAAAGGCAAAUAAGGAAGAAGUUUAAUUUGAAUGCAAGAAUCAGAUGGCUGUCUGUGGUAGUAGCUGACGAUUUUAAACGAAACUGGAUUGUUACCCAGAGGACUAUUUUGCAGAGCCCAGCAGCUGGGAUUGCCACAUGGAAGUAUGGGUAAAAUAGCAAUCUUUAAAUUAUGAAUUCAACAUGAGUAAACUGUGCAUGUCUGAAAACACAAGAUUAUAUAUAUUCACACGGAGUGUGUGGAGGUGUUUCUAUUGAAGCAAUUCUUCUGCUAUACUUCUAGUGAAUUCUCGUUUCGAUAAAAUGUUCAAUGAUGUAAUGUUUUCUGAAUAUGCACUGUUCUAAUUUAUUGUAAAAAAGCUGCAGCAUGGGCUUUAUCCAAAAGCAUAUUUAAGAUUCAGGGGAGAAGUUUUAUCUUCUGUCAUCUCUCAAUGAAAUUGUGCUUCCGUUUACAAAAUGUCAAACUUUACUUUUGGAGCAUUGUUCCAACUUCAGCCUGUCAAGCCCAGUUUGUGCUAGUUUUUGAGACUUGGAAUCUGGUUGGAAGUUGUCUCCAUUACAUUUUGUAGGGUAUUUAAUGUCUGACCGCAGUCUUGGUUUUCAUUUAAGUAAGUUACCUCAUAGAAGGAAAUAGACCUAAGCCGUAGAGGUGUCAACUAUGAAUGAGUACAAGAAUGAAUUUGAUGUUCAGCAUGGACAAGCAAAUGAAUGUGUUCCGCAAUCUGUUGGGAUGGGAUGAUGAGAAAGUAACUUCUAUAACUGAUACACUGUUCAGUAAGUAAUGCUUUUUCUUGACCUAUUAUGGUAUCCUAUUCACAGCAGAUGUGAAGUGAUCUAUAGUUACAAUUAAGAUAAGAAUAAGAAUACACUCACUCAGACAGGGUAGAAAUUGAGGCUAGAGAGGCUAUAUCUGGGGAUUUGUGGCAUUUUGCUUGAAGGGAGGGUUGAGGCUAGCCACGAAAAUGUUAUAGAAGUUUGGGCGUGAUACGAUCAAAGCUUGAACAUGGCUGCUGUUAACUUGCCAGGCAAAAGUUGGAUUGGAUUUAUCAGAGGAAUGUUCUUUAUCGGUUGCAUUGUGUGCACAUCCUGCCUCAGGAAAUAGAUGAGUCCAGAUCAGAUCAUUUGACAGUAGUGAAGCAAGUGGCUUCGCUUUGGCCUGCAGUGUGGUGGCAGAAGGCUUGCCUUGUUCUGGUCUUCAUCUUUGAUAUGCAGUUGGAUUAAAGAACGACAUUCUUAUAGAUUGUAUAAAGAGACUUAAACUUGAAAGCUGAUAUCUUUAUUUAUGGACAGUAUGACUAAAAUGUAAUGAAGGGGUGGGGGGAGUCGGGAUCAAGAAUGUACACUUGGUGCUAAUUUUGCAGAAAGAAGUAAAGAUAAUAAAGCAUUUGUGUUGAGCCAAGGGUUGGGUUACAAUCAGCUUAACAUCAGAGGUUCAGUUUUAGUUUUUUAUCUCCCUUUGUGGACAAUAGAGGUUUGUUUAUCAUUUUAUAUUGGAAGAGAGUCAGCAUAUUUCGACUCAAGUAGAUUUAACUCUGAACAUGAUGUCCUUGACACCUUUUUGAGAUGGGAAUGUGAGUAUUUUUAAAGGAUUUUUGGCUGUAUCUGAUAAGUGAAGCAGCCUGACAUCAGCGCUUGUUCAAACUUGUAGAAGUCAUUAUUGCAGCCUCUCAAACACUCAUUUGUGAAUUAACACUACGAUGGGAUUAACACCAUGAAAUUGGAAUGAACCUUUACACAACCCACUGGCAAAGAUCUUUGUACCAAUGUUGAUCUUGCCUUUUGAAUUCGGUAAAUGACCCUUAGCUUUUUUGUUAAUGAAGCAUAUCUGAGAAGUGUCAUUUUUUUUCUUCUGUCUGCAGGGAAGAAAUUUUUAAGUGAUGACUAACUUGGGUAAGAUUCAGGAAUCCCUGUGAGUAUAAAGUUUCUGGUGAAUAGUUCUUGUCCCAUGGUGGAUGAUGGGGUGAUAUCACCGGUAAACUCUAAACCACAAGUGAUAAUACACUUCCCAACAUAGAUUUUUGGGUAUGAAGAGUGAGAACCUGGCUUGUGAUUUAUUUUUGUCUUUAGUUGCUGCUAACGCAGUAUUGUCAGGAUCAGUUAGUCUAGUAAUUGAACACUUAGUUGAGUCUUGGACAGUUGACAGUGCAACUCUCUACAACAUUCAGUAAUUGCAAGUGUGUGUUUAUCAUUACACAAGGUUUAUCAUUGGGAGGGGCAUAGAUCCCUUAGCUUCAUAUCAAUGGAAAUUAUAUUGGUCCUGUUGAAAGACUGCGGUAUGUAGAUGGUUAAAGUACAUACAACAUUACAGCACAGUACAGGCCCUUCGGCCCUCGAUGUUGUGCCAACCUGUCAUACCGAUCUCAAGCCCAUCUAACCUACACUAUUCCAUGUACGUCCAUAUGCUUACCCACUGACGACUUAAAUGUACCUAAAGUUGGCGAAUCUACUACCGUUGCAGGCAAAGCGUUCCAUUCCCUUACUACUCUGAGUAAAGAAACUACCUCUGACAUCUGUCCUAUAUCUUUCACCCCUCAAUUUAAAGCUAUGCCCCCUCGUGCUCGCUGUCACCAUCCUAGGAAAAAGGCUCUCCCUAUCCACCCUAUCUAACCCUCUGAUUAUUUUAUAUGUUUCAAUUAAGUCACCUCUCAACCUCCUUCUCUCUAAUGAAAACAGCCUCAAGUCCCUCAGCCCUUCCUCGUAAGACCUUCCCUCCAGACCAGGCAACAUCCUCGUAAAUCUCCUCUGCACCCUUUCCAAAGCUUCCACAUCCUUCUUAUAAUGCAGUGACCAGAACUGUACGCAAUACUCCAAGUGCGGCCGCACCAGAGUUUUGUACAGCUGCAGCAUAACCUCUUGGUUCCGGAACUCGAUCCCUCUAUUAAUCAAAGCUAAAACGCUGUCGAUCAGCUGGUUAUUGAUCUUUGUCAUUGUCCCCCAUUGAUGCUCCUUUAUACUUUAACUUAUUUUCCACAAUUAAAAAUAAUAUGGUUGGAAAUAGAAAGCGAUGGUUCCAUUUGGCAAUCAAAUCAGCAUUAGUGAAGAAAAAAGUCGGGUGGUGGUGUUUUGGGUACGUCCUCAUGAAUGUAUAGAAUGUAUGAUGUUUCAGGUAUGUACUGUUCAGCAGUGAAUACCCGUAACUUGUCUUUUACAGAUGCUGACAGAUUUGUUGUUUAUUUCCAGCAUUUGAUUUUUCAGCAUUUUAGGCACUUUCUAUUGUAUUUAUACUAAUUAUGAUGUGAGGUUUGUGUGUAUAGUUUUGAAAAUUAUUUUCUUAAAAUUCCUGACCCUGAGAUGAGCCUGGCCCAACAUCAGUAGAAUUUAAAUGUGUCAGUAAUUUACAGGAUAUUUAAAGAUUUUAUCAUUUGUCUGUAUAAUAUUCAUUAUCCUUAAUUUAUUGUACAAAGUGUGGGAAAUAAUUUUCCAUGUCAUAUUUAUUGUGAAUUGACUGAAAGUAAUGGGCUAUACAUAAGUUCUCUAUUUAGCCUUGAGUACCUGGAUAGAUUUGAGAAGGGUUUGGUUUUAACUUGGCUUCCAUCCACUUAAUCCCCUCCCACCCAAAACAAAAAAAAAUUGUGUUUCUGGAUUCCUGUUGUUUUCUCAGUAAAUUUGAGAAAUAUGCAUAAAAGUUAUUCUUAAUGUACUGCAAUGCUUUUAAACUUUGAGUGCAAAUUAGUCCUUCAUUAACAAACAGUUAUGACCAUAGUCCUGGCAUUUUCUUUAGCACAAACCUUUCAUUUUUGUUCUAUUUGUUGAAGACAAGGUACAAAGGACAUAGCUGAGAGUUACUCAAAUACUUUUUUGCCCCGUAUGUUCACAGUUUAGUUUAAAAUGUAAUAAUUUUAAAUCAUUUUUGUUUGAAGGCUAACCUCAAAGGGCAUUACUAGAGAAUUUUAUCCCCGUGCGUAAGGUGCAUAGUGUGUCCCAUUUGUAAUUGCACCCAAAGUUUUGUAGCUUGUACAGUGCCACAGCCAUCUGCUGGUGGAAAGUGGAAUUGUCUGUACUGAAACUCCGUUCCACUCCUGGGAGAAAAUAAGGGACGGCAUCACUCCCAUCUUCUAAAAGGUGGACUGAACUGCCCCACUACUACUCUUCAAAUCGGAAAGUGUAUGGUUCAAUAAUUCAAGCCCCAGGUGUGUGACAUAAUUCUGUCUUAAUUGUUGGAUCCUUGCUGAGCACUGCUUUACUGUUGUUGAAGAUUAUGUCGGAUAUACUUCUACAAACAAAGAAACUGGAGGUUUCUUCAUGUUGCCUACCGUAUAGUGUAGCAAUGUGUAAUUUUGACCCUGUGGAAGUAGGCUAGUUGAGCAUUACUAUCACAAACUGAUAGUUUUGCCUCUAUAGACAUGAAGUAACUGCUGUGUAUGUGAAUUAUGCUGGGCAUUUCUCAUACUACCCCUUAUUAGCUGAGUGGAUGGCUGUCUGAUACUGAUGUUUCUGUAUUAUACCCGCGUGUAUAUAUGUAGAAUCUUUGAGGUGCAUCAGUGGCAUGCCCCAAAGAUUGUCUUUGUCUUUGUUAUCUGUAUAAUUACAUGUGCAGGACCUGAGUGAAUUUAUUCAUUCUUUUAUUUAUUUAUUCAAAGUGAAUCUUACAUUCUUUAUUGAUUCUGUAAUUUUUGUGGUUUGUGUCCAGUUAUUUCACCAAGAUUCGGUUAAUUCUCUGACUUUCAACCUUUCUUUGGAAGUGCCCUAGCUAAAUUUAAAACAAAAAAAGGCUGGAAUAAAUAUUGGAUCAUAAUGGAGCUGGUGAUUGUGCUACUUGGUCAUUCUGAAUGUGCCUGGUUGCUAACAAGAAGACUCCAAUUGAAAUUAUAUAUUAUAAACAUGGUGAGAUGGGGGUAGAUCCUCCAAAACACUGGUGCUGCUGGCACUGAAAUUCUGGUUUAAAAAAUAAACAUUUUGUGGUAAAUAAAA
This is a messenger RNA of Stegostoma tigrinum, 6444 nucleotides long. It is a transcript of the gene creld1b, whose product is annotated as protein disulfide isomerase CRELD1. NCBI's taxonomy places the organism in Eukaryota, Metazoa, Chordata, Chondrichthyes, Orectolobiformes, Stegostomatidae. Bases 291 to 1547 code for a protein of 418 amino acids. Gene Ontology annotation, molecular function: calcium ion binding. The transcript is spliced from 12 exons. The record is from RefSeq and is a predicted model, not a curated record.